Ilex paraguariensis (yerba mate) is the source of this 237-nucleotide messenger RNA. The record is from the annotation of a GenBank genome assembly. Lineage: Eukaryota; Viridiplantae; Streptophyta; Magnoliopsida; Aquifoliales; Aquifoliaceae.
AUGGUCAGGCUUGGUGGCGGAAGUAGGCAUGGAGCUAGGAAGUCUGGGUCCCGGCUCAUGGAGCAGAGUACGCCAAGGGAUGCUAGUUUUUUCAGCAGCGCUAAUUCUAGGCAGACGAUGGAUGAUAUGGUUCAUUCAGGUGGAAAACUCCAUAGAGUCAGAUCCCUCAAGGGUCUCCUAGUAAUGGCUCGAGCAACGAUUCUCACCCUCGCAACAUCAAAAGUCGAUGAAAGGUAG